This is a messenger RNA of Aspergillus melleus, 162 nucleotides long. Its product is annotated as Sir2 histone deacetylase Hst2. The record is from RefSeq and is a predicted model, not a curated record. Lineage: Eukaryota; Fungi; Ascomycota; Eurotiomycetes; Eurotiales; Aspergillaceae. The transcript has a single exon. Bases 1 to 162 code for a protein of 53 amino acids.
AUGGGGAACGAAUCUUCAACCUUGAUAGACGACACGACGCCUCCGUCCGUGCUCGAGGCUCGCACGGUUGAGGCACUGGCCAAAUACAUCAAAGAAAAGGAUGUCCGACGCAUUGUGGUGAUGGUGCGUCUUUCUUCUCCCCCGCACCGCGUUCUAGGCUGA